This is a messenger RNA of Anolis sagrei ordinatus, 1993 nucleotides long. RefSeq names its product anaphase promoting complex subunit 11 (gene ANAPC11). Gene Ontology annotation, cellular component: nucleus; anaphase-promoting complex. The record is from RefSeq and is a predicted model, not a curated record. NCBI's taxonomy places the organism in Eukaryota, Metazoa, Chordata, Lepidosauria, Squamata, Anolidae. Gene Ontology annotation, molecular function: ubiquitin protein ligase activity; zinc ion binding; cullin family protein binding. Gene Ontology annotation, biological process: protein ubiquitination; anaphase-promoting complex-dependent catabolic process; positive regulation of mitotic metaphase/anaphase transition.
CGGCGAAGGAGAAAAAGAAGGAGCCCGGCUGAGGAGGAGGAGGAAGACGAAGAAGGAGGAGGCGGGAAAGAAAGGAAGGGAAGAGCGCGGUGCUAAACUAGGUUGAUCUAAGUGUGGUAUUUAGUUGAACACAAUGAAAGUGAAAAUCAAGAGCUGGCAUGGAGUUGCCUCUUGGCUCUGGGUUGCCAAUGAUGAGAAUUGUGGCAUUUGCCGGAUGGCCUUCAAUGGCUGCUGCCCAGAUUGUAAGGUGCCUGGAGAUGACUGCCCGCUGGUGUGGGGUCAGUGUUCCCACUGCUUCCACAUGCACUGCAUUCUCAAGUGGCUUAACUCCCAGCAAGUCCAGCAGCACUGUCCAAUGUGCCGACAGGAAUGGAAGUUCAAAGAAUAACCAGGUCAAGAUUUCUCCCUUCUUACGGAUUUCACAUCCUCUUCUUAUAGCUUCAUGGAGAUUCAUCCUUCCUAGCUCUUCCUCAAGCCUGAAGACUUUACUUGCUCGUAUUGUAUUACAUUGUAUUGUAUUGUAUUGUAUAUCCUAAGCCUUCCCACAGACUGAAUCAAAAGAAGUGCAGAAACUGUAUGCUCUCUUUCUAGUUACAUUUUCUUAACAUUAUUAUCCUGUCUACCAUUCAGGUUUUUCUGUUUUUAUUCUGUCCAGGAUUGUGGUUUUAAAUGGUCAUGAACUGUGUCUAUAUCGUGUAGGAAAUGUAUAUUUGUGAGAAGGUCAGCAUACUGAACAAGAAAAUAUCAUGGUGUUAUUUUCAUGUAUGCUAGAUAUUACCUGGGCCCCUUUUGUAAGCUUGUGUCUUGGUGGAUUGUCUGAAACCCUAGUUUCAAGGAGCUGUGUCCUAGCUGCAUGAAUGCUUUUAAAAAAUCAAAGCAUUUUUCCUGUUAAUCACAUUCCCUCGUUAGAUUUUGAGAUAUGGAGCAGCUAAACUUCCUUUCUGUUGCUAUGUCUUGUGUUACAUGUAUUGCUGCAACCUUACUGCCAGUCUGAUUUCCUGACUCUGUAACGCAGCCUGCACUUGACCAUUUAGACCACAAUCCUGUUUAUAUAUGAGCCAAUCCAAAAUUACUAGGAUGCAGACUUCGCAAAAUCCCAUCACUGUGCAUGCAGUAUAGGGUUAGAUCUAAUACAAAAAUGGUGCUAGAGAUUACAGGGAGGAACUAGGAUUUGUGCCUGCGUCUUGCUGCAUAGUUGGCCUGCAGUCCAAUAAUAUGUUUGUUCCCAGAAGGCUGUAAUGCCAAGCACAUUGAUUGCCAAAAGCUUGCCCACAGUCUUAGUGAGGCCACUUGUACCGGGGGUGAGUCCAAGAAAUGAUGUGAUUCAUUGCCUCCAAUGCUCCCUGCCUCUUUCCAUAUGAGAUAGGAUUCUUCAAACUUGCUCUCAGUCAGGAGUGCAAUUUUUUAAAUCUAUUGCCAAUACUCUACUAUUAUUGUGAGAUGGUAGUAUGUGACUUGUGGGAAAGGAUGAAAUGUUCUUGGUUAUUUUUUAAAAUGAUACCUAUAAUUAUUUGUAAUGGGGAAAGGUUCCUAGUUUAGCUAUUUAGCCAUACAACCUACAGACCAGCUGUUUUUGAUGCUUCAUCCUGGCUGUUGGGUGCCCAGUACUUUUGGUAUGGAUGCCACCCCCGCCUGCAAUGUGUAAUGGAUGGCCCCUUGUGCACCCAAAUGAGAAGGUGGUGUUAAUAAAUUAUUCCAAUUGGUGGCCUUUAUAAUAGAGUGAAGGCUACCGCUAGCUAAAUUGCAAGUUUAGCCACAAAGCGGAGGGGUGGGGGAUUAUUUUGCAGGCACAAAAGAGAGAAAACCUUCAGAGUGUCCUUAAAGGACUCCCAAGCCUUGAGAGAUGUGCCCUUUCAGAGAAAAGCACAAUGUGAGAUUUCUUAGCUUAAUAUAACCAUUAACUUCGACUUGACGUAUACUGUGCUUCCAUGUGCUCCAGACUUCUAACAGCUAAGAAAUACUUUUCAUUAAAACUGAAAAAACAUUCUCCCUA